Molecule: messenger RNA, 943 nt
Organism: Prosopis cineraria
Lineage: Eukaryota; Viridiplantae; Streptophyta; Magnoliopsida; Fabales; Fabaceae
Exons: 3
Coding region: 306-806 (166 amino acids)
Source: RefSeq, a predicted model, not a curated record
CGCUAAGCAGCAGCGGAUUCAUUUUUCUUCGUCUGAGAACAAGCACUUUCACUCCGUCGGACGCCGUCCACCGUUGUCAACCCGGCGCGCGGUUGUUCUCGGGCAAGUAGUGAAGAAAAUUCGAACUCUAGGGCCUUCCAUGAAUCCCAUUUUCAGAUAUUAAUCAAGAUUUCAGAUAUUAGGAGGUUGAUGAGUAAAUUAGCAAAUGAAGUCCUUGUGCAGUCAUCCAUAACUCUUCACUUGCAUUGCAGCCCAAUAUCAGUUCCUGCUUCCAUUGAAGUUCCAAAAGGAAAUAUUAUAUAGAAAUGGACGAGAACAUGCAGCAGUUCCAGAAAAAGUUAACAGAGCUGGAAGUCGAAGCCGAACAUCUUCUCUUAGCCCGGAACCAGUUGGUUGAGAACGAUAAGCUGAGAAAUGGAAACAGGGAAGCACUCACUGCCUUAAGGAGAAGGGCCAAGACAACAAAGAGUAGCAUCCCAUCUGCUUUUGAUUCAAUAAUGAAGGAAGUGAUGGGAACUACUUCAAGACCUUUGGUGCGAGAGGUGUGUACCACUUGUGGCAACCAUGACUAUGGUGAACAGACUUGGAUGAUGUUUCCAGGAACUGAUAUCUUUGCAAGUAUUCCAUUUCAUGCUGCUCAUACCAUUAUAGAAACAGAUCGAGCAAAACUUGACUUUGAGGCCAAGAGACUUCAAAGCCUUGUGAAAGAGAAAUCUUAUCUGAUUUCUGAGACUGGUGCCAUUGCUGAUAAGAUUAGUCCUGGUGUUCUCAAAUCUCUUGUAACCUUAAGUGACAAACCAAAGUGAGGUGUUUGAGAUGAUAAAACUAACCUCCAAAUGUUUUAGACUGCUUGAUGUGUUGCAUGGAAAUUAGGGGGGUUGGACAGAGUUUGCUGUGUAUUUUAUAUUUAAACUCAAACUAGAUAUGGAUAGUAAUUUGAACA